Cricetulus griseus (Chinese hamster) is the source of this 2238-nucleotide messenger RNA. NCBI's taxonomy places the organism in Eukaryota, Metazoa, Chordata, Mammalia, Rodentia, Cricetidae. The record is from RefSeq and is a predicted model, not a curated record.
GCAGCGUCUCCCCCUCCGUCGGCCGCCGUGGUGCGGUCCAAGGCGGAAGCGGCGCCGGCUCGGAACUGCUCUGCUGCAGCCAUGGCUGCUGGUGUCCCCUGCGCUCUGGUCACUAGCUGCUCCGCCACUUUCACCGGAGACCGGUUGGUGCAAUAUAUCCUCGGAACAGAAGAUGCUGUUGUAGAAGCGAUGUCCACCGAUGCCGUGAGGUUUUACCCCUGGACCAUUGAUAACAAGUACUAUUCAGCAGAGAUCAAUCUGUGUGUGGUGCCAAGCAAGUUCCUAGUCACUGCUGAGAUUGCGGAGUCGGUCCAGGCGUUUGUGGUUUAUUUUGACAGCACACAGAAAUCUGGUCUUGACAGUGUCUCUUCAUGGCUUCCCCUGGCAGAAGCAUGGUUACCUGAAGUGAUGAUCCUGGUCUGUGAUAGAGUGUGUGAAGACGGAGUAAGCCGACAAAAGGCUCAAGAGUGGUGCAUCAAACAUGGCUUUGAGCUGGUAGAGCUCAACCCAGAGGAGCUGCCUGAGGAAGAUGAUGACUUCCCUGAAUCUACAGGUGUGAAGCGAAUUGUACAAGCAUUGAAUGCCAAUGUCUGGUCCAAUGUCGUGAUGAAGAAUGACAGGAGCCAGGGCUUCAGCCUUCUCAACUCACUGGCUGGAGCAAACCACAGCAUUGGAUCAGCAGAGAGCUGUCACUCAGAGGAGCAGGCCCCAUUGCCAGCAGCUGAGAGGAUAGAGUCCCUUCCCGGCCAUCGUGGUGGUGCAUGUGGCUCAGCAAGUGCACAGGUUGACAGCAUUGUGGAUCCCAUGUUAGACCUGGAUAUUCAAGAAUUAGCAAAUCUUACCACUGGAGGAGGAGAUCUGGAGAACUUCGAGAGGCUCUUUUCAAAGUUAAAGGAAAUGAAAGAUAAGGCUGCUACGCUUCCUCAUGAGCAAAGAAAGUUACAUGCAGAAAAGGUGAGAAGACCCAGCAGGUAGCCAAAGCCUUCUGGAUGGCAAUAGGAGGAGACAGAGAUGAGAUCGAAGGCCUUUCUUCGGAUGAAGAGCACUAAAUUCUUCCUGCUAGGUUAGACUGAUACUGAUGCCAGCACUGUGCACUCAAAGUGCUUCCCAUCUCAACCAGGUUCUGCUCCGCCAAGAUUGCCAUUAUUGUGCUGGCCACCUGGACUUUUAGAAAAGAACUAGGGAGAAAUCUUUGUUCCUGGGGCAUAAGUGAAUGAGGAUGAAAUGACAGUAUUAAGACAUCUUGCGUUUACAUUCUUUGUGCGAGGGUAGAAUGAGUCUUAAGAGGUCUGUAGUACAGGAGAGCCAGGUGUCAUAGAGCGCACUGUGAUCCCAGCACAGGGGUGGGGUGGGAGGGUGGGGGAAUGCUGAGGCCAACCUGGGCUCCACAGGAGACCUGCUUCUGUGCUCGAUCACCAGCAUUCCCACUGGCUGAAGGUCUGAAGGCCAAGGGUUUGUGCUGUUUCCUGUGUACUUCCUCUGGUCCCCUCUAAAAGCAAGGCUCUAAGCUAAAAUGGAUGUUGUUGAGACAAAAAGGAGACAUCUGUAGAUCUAGUGUGUGCCCAGUGGGUACGGGGGACAGGUGGCUCAUGGGUUUGUCUCCUUAUAGUUCCUUAUGGACAUUUGUCAGUUAAGUGUCUGAGUUCCUGCCACAAAGAAGUAAAAGUCAGGCAAAGGUUUCCUCCUCUGGGGAGGGUAAACCACCCCUCUCCCUGCUGCAGGGCAAGGGCCCUUAGUGCAGCCCUGUACAGGCCAAAGGAGCAGCGAGUGUUGGUUCUGAGCAUGCUGGUGACAGUGCUCUUCUGACCUAGCACUUUCCCCAUCCAUUUGAGAUUUCAUAGCUGAUUGGAAGCCAGAGAUCACUGUCAGAGCACCACGGGGAGGAGAUACUAUCUCAGUGAUGGUAGCAUUCCAGCAAACAGUGGGUGCUGUUUGCUCUGAGUCCUGGUGUCGCCAUAUCCCUGCUGCCCCCAUUGAUCUUGUAAUCUUUGAGCUUGAGUUUACCCCUUCAGUAGGACUGAUACUUUGAAGUGAGUACAUUAGCCAUUGGUUAAGAAGGAAAAUUAGAGAAGUUGGCUCUGGGUUGCCAGGAAGGCAGAACAUGUUUUUCUUAAAACAUGGAAGAUUUUAGAAAAUAUAUUAGGCCACAUGACUAAGUAAAAAAUAGACUAGAAAAGGCUGUAUUUGAUUUUGCUAACUAACAAAGUCAGGUAAUUAAAAGAUGAUUUAUUUAUAAAA